Messenger RNA from Harmonia axyridis, 1470 nucleotides. RefSeq lists its product as uncharacterized. The record is from RefSeq and is a predicted model, not a curated record. NCBI's taxonomy places the organism in Eukaryota, Metazoa, Arthropoda, Insecta, Coleoptera, Coccinellidae. The transcript has 5 exons. The coding region runs from base 81 to 440 and encodes 119 amino acids.
AGCGAUUCAAGUUCAUCCCCAAGCCACCUAUCGGAAGAAACUGUAAUAUCGGCUUAAGUGUUCGAGGAGUUAAAAUAUAUAUGAAAGUUUGUUCAAAGCAUUUUGAAGAGUCUGAUUUUCAUACACAAAGUAAGGAGCUGAGACACGCAGAUUUGUGUUUGAGACCGAGAAAAACUAACUUGAGACGCCGAAAUUUGAAAAGAAAUGCAGUCCCAACAAAAAACCUUCCUACAGGUACUCAUGAGAACAUAAAGAAGAAAGAAAGACGGAAUUUAAGUAGAUAUGAUCCUGUACAACAACCAAUUUUGAAAUCUGACUGUGAAGUAAUGACACAAAAUCAAGAUGGAAAUGAACUUCAUGCUCAGGAAAUGAUUCACAGGCCUGAUGAAUUGUUGGCUGCUGAAGCUCUAUGUGCUUUUAUCAAUAAGGACAAUUUGUGACAAUAUUACUACAAAUCAAAAGCUUAACAGCUUGACAGGGUUGCAUUCUUUCGAAAUGCUGAAAACUAUUGAAAUUUUAGUAUUAAGAAUAAAAAGAGAAAAUUUUGUUUCAUCCCUCAAUAUUAGGGAAAAAAUACAUUUACAAAACUAAAGAAUGACACGAGCUAUGUUGUAUUGUCUUUACUCUUUGGAAACAUCAGUUCCCAAAGUAUAAAAGAAUUUUUUUAUGACAUGCUAACUGUGUUAGCGACAGUAUUGAAACCUGCGAGCUAUCUUCCACCUAUUGAGGAAAUUCGUAAUAAUUUGCCGCAACACUUUGAGCAAUUUACUUAUGUGAGAGUCAUUCUUGAUUGUACAGAAAUCUCUGUUCAGAGAACUAAAUGCCUGUGUUGUAGAGUAAGAUGUUAUUCUAACUAUAAAGGGAAUAAUACUGUAAAAUUCAUGGUGGCCGUGACGCCUGCAGGAUUGAUCAGUUUUGUCAGUGAAGCUUAUGGUGGAAGAGCAUCUGACAAAAUAAUUUUUGAGCAGAGUGGUCUCAUAUCCUCCCUGAAGCCUAAUGAGGAUGCCAUUAUGGUGGAUCGAAGUUUUCUAAUUGAUGAAAUUUUUCCGGAAAACGGAAUAAAACUGAUUCGCCCACCAUUCAUGCGAAACAGAAAACAAAUGUCUCUUCAGGAGGUUGAACAAAAUAUAUUCAUAGCUAGAGCAAGAGUCCAUAUCAAACGUGUGAACCAGAGAAUAAAAAUUUUGAGUAAUAUUUUACCGUGGAACCUGGUUCCUUAAAUAGAAGAAAUAAUGAUUAUAUGUUGUGCGAUUGUAAACCUGUCCAGCCCCAUUUUUUCAGAAGAUAAUUUCUGAAUAUUUUUGUAUUUUGCCUUUAUUUCGAGUAGCAAUAUAGAUGUUAAAUCUAAAGCUUCUGUGUAGCGAAACAGUUGUUAUUUAUAUAUAUUUAUAUAUAUAAUCUGUAUCCCAUUUGUUACCUUUCGGUGUAUGGGUUAGUUGUUAUUUAAAUAAUAAAUAAGUGGAAAUAGAA